Capsicum annuum is the source of this 2438-nucleotide messenger RNA. RefSeq names its product L-type lectin-domain containing receptor kinase S.1. Gene Ontology annotation, cellular component: plasma membrane. Gene Ontology annotation, biological process: protein phosphorylation. NCBI's taxonomy places the organism in Eukaryota, Viridiplantae, Streptophyta, Magnoliopsida, Solanales, Solanaceae. The transcript has a single exon. The record is from RefSeq and is a predicted model, not a curated record. The coding region runs from base 246 to 2279 and encodes 677 amino acids. Gene Ontology annotation, molecular function: carbohydrate binding; protein kinase activity; ATP binding.
UACCAGAAAAUAACCCGAUAAGAAAGAGUAUAAAGCAAAAUAAUUAGUCAAAGGCUUGAUAGAUGAGCUUAGUCAUCUUCAUCAUUUUCACAGAAACAGCACAAAUCACCAAUUCCCUUCAAAGUACCAUGUCAUUAACAUCUUUUUUUCCCAGUUUCUUUUACCCAAUUCUCUUCUUUAUAGGCGGCUUGCACACUUUGAACUGUAUAGAUGUGCGUUAUUGAUUGACCAUCAUCGUAAUUCGUAUGUGUGCAGUUUACAUGUUUUUAGAUAUCACGGCGGUCUCUCAUGCAAAUGACAAAAGGAUGUCGUCAUUACUACUCUUCAUUGGCAUCAAUCUUGCAAUCUGCCCAUCCAUUCUCGCCAUCGAAUUUCUCUUCAAUUCCUUCACUACCAACACCACCCCUCCCCUUAACCUCACCGACGAUGCCCGCCUUGAACCACCAGUGAUCCGUCUCACCAAUGACUCCAACCAGUUCGCCGUCGGCCGUGCUUUUUACCCAUAUCCAAUUCCCAUCAAAUCAACUUCCAAUUCCACUUCAGUUUCCUCCUCUUUCUCUACACAGUUCAUUUUCUCUGUACUUCCUGAUGAUUCAUCUAGUCCUGGCUUCGGCCUUGCUUUUGUUCUCUCUGAUUCCACUUCUCCACCUAAUGCUCUCGCUGGUCAAUACUUGGGACUUUUCUCUAACGCUACUGUUCACACGGUUGCGCCACUUCUCGCUAUCGAAUUUGAUACGGGUCGGAACCCGGAAUUCAAUGACCCGGAUAGGAACCAUAUCGGAAUUGACCUUAACAGUAUUGAGUCUGUUGUUACACAAACAGCUGGAUAUUAUAAUGGGAGUGAUUCUUUUGUCCCUUUGAAUAUGCGUACUGGGCAAAAUAUACAUGCCUGGGUUGAGCUCAAUGGACCUGAAUUCGAGAUUAAUGUUACUAUAGCUCCAGCUGGUAUGUCAAGGCCAGUUAGGACUUUGUUGAGUUAUAGCAAUCCUGUUAUUGCAAAUUACACGUCUGCACAGAUGUAUAUGGGGUUUUCUGCUUCGAAGACUCAAUGGGUUGAGGCGCAGAGACUUUUAGCUUGGAGUUUUAGUGAUUCAGGAGUUGCAAGGGAUAUUAAUACUACGAAUUUGCCGGUGUUUCAGCGGGAAAAUUCUCAGUCUUCGUUUUCUCCUGGUGCUAUUGCUGGGAUUGUUGUUGGUUCUGUGGUGGCUGUGUUGGUUUGUUUAUGUUUGUUGUAUUGGUUUUGGUGGCGUAAGAAGGAAGAAGAUGAUGUGAUUGAAGAUUGGGAACUUGAGUAUUGGCCUCAUAGAUUUUCUUACGAAGAGCUAAGCCAAGCUACAAAAGGGUUCUGUAAGGAUGAGCUACUGGGGGCUGGUGGAUUUGGUAAAGUAUACAAGGGAACACUAUCUAAUAAAACGGAAGUGGCAGUGAAAUGUGUGAGCCACAACUCGAGACAAGGAAUUAGGGAAUUCAUGGCAGAGAUAUCUACUAUCGGAAGGCUUCAACACAAGAAUUUAGUACAAAUGAGAGGGUGGUGUAGGAAGGGGAAUGAACUUAUGAUUGUGUAUGAUUACAUGCCUAAUGGGAGUUUGAAUAAAUGGAUAUUCGAUCAGCCGGAGAAGGUUAUGGAUUGGGAAGGUCGGAGGAAGGUCCUAGCUGAUGUCGCUGAGGGGUUGAACUAUUUGCAUUAUGGUUGGGAACAAGUAGUUGUACAUAGGGAUAUUAAAUCUAGCAAUGUGUUGUUAGAUAGUGAAAUGAGAGGGAGAUUGGGUGAUUUUGGGCUAGCAAAAUUGUAUACUCAUGGUGGUGUUCCUAAUACUACUAGGGUAGUAGGUACAUUAGGGUACUUGGCACCUGAAGUGGUGACCCGGGCUAACCCUAACUCCUCUAGUGAUGUUUAUAGUUUUGGGGUGGUGGUGUUGGAGGUGGCAUGUGGGCGAAGGCCGAUUAACACAGGGUUUGUGCCGGAAGAAGAGGAAGUGUUGAUUGAUUGGGUUAGACAAAAGUACAGGGAAGGGAGGUUAUGUGAGGCAGCAGAUGAUAGGAUUAAGUGGCAGUGUUCGGAGGAAGAAAUGGAAGCUAUAUUGAAACUAGGACUGACUUGUUGUCAUCCUGAUCCUCUCCGACGACCUACUAUGAGUGAGGUGGUUGCUCUAUUGCUUGGUGAGAAUGUGGAUGAAACGCCGAAUGAGUUGCUAGCUGAAUUAACACCUAGUAGAAGCAACAUGAGAGAUGGAAGCGACUGGUCAAGUGUAGAAUCCGAACCACUAUCGGCUGUGUAGAUAUUGUAUUUUUGUUUCCUUCAUUGUUGAAUCUUUUUGGUUAAGGAUUGGUUCUUUGUAUUCUUAAAAAUUAUGGAACUCUAGACUCAGCAUUAGUUGCAAAUAGUUGUGGAUAUGCAAUUAAAACUCGUGGAUAUGUCUAUAUACAUAUUAAGAUUA